This is a messenger RNA of Trachymyrmex septentrionalis, 6323 nucleotides long. It is a transcript of the gene Set1, whose product is annotated as histone-lysine N-methyltransferase SETD1. Gene Ontology annotation, cellular component: Set1C/COMPASS complex. Gene Ontology annotation, molecular function: RNA binding; protein binding; histone H3K4 methyltransferase activity. Lineage: Eukaryota; Metazoa; Arthropoda; Insecta; Hymenoptera; Formicidae. Bases 1551 to 6092 code for a protein of 1513 amino acids. The transcript is spliced from 9 exons. The record is from RefSeq and is a predicted model, not a curated record.
AUUUGAGAGAGAGAGAGAGAGAGAGAGAAAGCGUUUGGAAGAAUAAAGAAUGAUACUAUCUGCAAUUGAAUCGCGAAGAAGGACGCGUGUUUGCUCGUCGACGACGUCGGCCCGGUUUGCGCGAGCGUGUUUACGAGCACGGGGAUGCGCAAAGUGCGUCUCGUCACUCGUGUGCGCAAGUGAAACAUAUAGACACAGAUCAGCCAAACACGCUUCAGGUGCGUCAACUUGAGAAAGAGAGAGAAGGACAGAGAAUCGCGUUGUCGCGACGGGUCAGCUAGCGAACGAGAGAAACAGAGAGAGAGAGAGAGAGAGAGAGAGAAAAAGGUAAAAAAACUCUGUCCGUACGUUUUUUCACAUUUCUCAGCCGGAGUGCGGAAUCGCCGAAGAUCGCGAAUUCGUCAGCGGUGAGCGGAAACAACAGCGGAAUAGUCGAAAGGACGAUCGGUUCGAUAGCUCGAUAGGGAAUAGGCUCGGGACACUCGCGCCGUUACGCAUCGUCCCUGGACGUUUUACAAAAGUUACGCGAUUUCUGGCAAAGGAAGAAACUGCAACUUGAUUGAAUAAGGAUCUAAAGGUUCUGGUCGAAGUGAUAGAUCGAGCGAGGGAGGCAAAGAGAGAAGAAGAGGUAUAGACAGAAAAAGUGAGGCGAGGAGAGUGGGAGAUAAGCAGAGAAGCAAAGGUGAGAGAGCGAGAUUCUCGGAACGUUUCAACGUGUACGACCGAGGAAUCGUCGACGGUGUUCUACCUGAAGGAUCUCGACGAGGAAAUAUUCUCAGUGGCUUACCGUCGCGGGCAAGCCAACCUAAAAGGAGCGCUUAGAAGCGCUUUCGAGGUUAUGUGCCGUUGAGUAGAACCGCAUAACGUUCUCGUGCGAAACUGAACAGCCAAAGUUAGUGCGAGAGAGAGAGAGGGACCACGUUGUAAAUCUGUGAACAGGACACGACGGCUUUUGGAUUUCAUCUAAGGAUGCCAUAUCGAUAACUCCGCACCGGGGAUCGUAUCGAUCCAGCGACGUGUGUAUUGCGUUCACGCUACGAAAGAAUGCGUUUUCGUAUGAAGAUCCACAGCAGAGUGACAAAGAUUUCACGCGAUCGUUACCUCUAACCUGGUUGCACGCGUACGAUGCAGAAGAGAAAGGAACUGCUAAUGCUUGUAACAAACUAUAAGACUAGUCUGUAUACGUAAGCGCGCGAUUACUUUGCAAUUUUAUGAUUAAUGAACGAUCUCGAUCAUGUAAUUACACCACAUAUCACUAAUGUAAAAGAGACAAACUUGUUCCAACAACAAAUUCGCUAUUUUUUAAAUAUAAUUAUAGUUGAUUAUUUUUAAGUGAUAAACAGAGUGAUGUAUGGAAAUUGUGUCAUACUGAUUUGCAAUUCAAUUUGUGUAAACGCGUACAAUUUAUUUUGCAUGUUUGAUAGACACUUUUCUGGAAAGAUGCAAAUACUAUACAAGUUGAUUUGCAUUCAGCAUAAUAGCAAUAUCAUCUAAAGUUUGGAUAAAUGUUUACGACAGAAGUUCAUGUGAAUGGAUGAUGCUCGGAGGCAAUGAACGGCAUGGAGAGACAUGGUCAUGGACAUGGACAUUCGCAUGCGCAUUCGCAUCGUCAUCGCCAUUCCCAUGGCAGUUCUCAGAGCUCGUCACAGAACUCGAGCCAGCCGUCUUCAAAACAUAGUCACAGCCACGUGACACAUUCGCAGAAGGAUACGGCUGUGCCACCAGUGACCCAGAAGACUCAGAGGAAUUUCAAGCUACUGGUCGAUCCGUUUUUAGUUAAAGGAGCUACAAGACUAUGUAGGUAUGAUGGGACCGUUCCAGGCGAUCCAACGUAUCCACAAGUUCAACCUCGAGAUCCCAGAUCGCAAUUAACUAGAAUCUGGACUCGAUUGGAACAGCUUGAUCUACCUGUACCUAGAUUUAAAAUUGAUUCCAAUUACUGUGGAGAACCUCCUCCACUAGAGGUAACGUUUUGCCAUUUAAAUGACAAUAUUGAUAAGACAUUUUUAACAAACAUGGUUCAGAAGUUUGGAUCUAUAGAAGAGCUUACUAUUUAUUACCACCCGUUAAACAAUAAACAUCUUGGCAUAGCAAGAGUGGUGUUUGAAUCGACCAAGGCUUCUAAAGCAUGUGUAGAAAAGUUGAAUAAUACAUCUGUGAUGGGGAAAGUAUUAAGGGUUUUUCUGGAUCCCUUUGGCGAAGAGUGUAAGAAGAUGUUUGAGGAGUUAACCAUAGAGAAAAAACCACCUGAAAAGAAGGUGGAAAAAGAGCCACCGAAGCCAGAGCCAGAGCCAGAAAAACAUCAGACACCAGUGGAAAAGGCUUUGCCCGAGGAGAGGGACGACUUUAGAAAUAGUAAAAAACCUAUUCUAAAUAUAGAAAAGAGCAGAGAGCCAUAUGUAGAAAAUUCAAGAUAUAACAAAUACAGAGACUAUCCUACACCGAGUGGCAGUACAGGUAGUGAUUUGGGUUAUGGAACAGCGCCCAGUGAAUUGAAUUAUUCUAGUAAUUAUUCUCAAAAUUCUACUCCAGCAACAAAUUAUGACUUUUACUACAGCAAUUAUCAUCAUCAACCUCCGAGUAGCUAUUUAACUAAUAUUCCGCAAAAUGUGUCACAGAACAUACCAAUUCAACAGAACUCGAAUGUAUGGUGGGGUAAUAAUUCUGGACCAGCAGGAUAUUCAAGCUCAACUUCUGUCUGGCCAAUUCAACCACAUGCGACAAAUUUGGACAAUACUGGUUCUAAUGUCACAUCGAUUAAUAAUAAAACUUCCAGUGCAAAAGCACAUACCACUCCUAAAAAGGAAAAGGAGAAUCAGACUACAGCAAAGAGUACACCUCGUGAUUCUCCUGAUGAAACUCGCAAGACAUUAGAUUUAGAUACAAGAAUUGCUAUGUUACUAAAGGAUAAAGCAGGUGGAAUGGCACCUCCUUUCUUACAGUUUGGCAGUGACUCAGAAGAUGACAAAAAAUCUCAAUUUGGUGACAAUGAGAUGUUGUCAGACCCACCCAGUCCUUUCCUCUCACGUGAGAUAUACAAACAGUGUUUUGAUAAAGUAGUAGAGAGAAAUAAAGAACGGAGAAAAGCUCAUGAAAAUAGCAUUAGUCAGUUUUCCGUGGAUGAGGAUUUAGGUAGUGUCAUAAGUUCCAGUGAAGAUGAAGCGUUGUUAGGAAGUUACAGCCCAGCACCUGAUGACAAUGAACCAGAGCCACCUAAGGAACCACCUCCACCUCCACCGCCUGACGACGACAGAAUGUCUCUGAGUCCUUUAAGUUCAGGAGAUGAAAAAAUUGAGGAAGUAAUAGCACAGACUGAACCUUCGAAUCAACUAUAUCCGGCAGCUGGUUAUCCAGGACAUUUAACUCACUAUCCUUCUAACGAUGUUUAUAAUUGGCCGCGACCGACGCAAUAUCCUUAUCCUUAUGGAACAACUUAUUUGCAAAGCCAUUAUCAACCUAACACAGCGUCUUUUUCGGCAACAAUCGGAAAUCAUCAAGGAACAAAUUAUUAUUCCUCUUUUCAAUCUCGGUUACAUGCUAUGGCAAAUUAUAAUAUCACAAAAGAUCCACAGGGACCUACUAUCAAUGGAGUAUUAAGCAGAGUUGUAAAUGAAUUAAAGCAAAUUCUAAAGAAAGAUUUUAAUAAGAAGAUGAUAGAGAACACGGCAUUUAAAUUGUUUGAAGUUUGGUGGGACGAAAAGAAAUCAGAAAAAAAUCAAAUUCAGGGUAGCAGUGAUAAUAUUAUUGUCAAUAAUACAACAAAAGAAGACGUAAAAUCGCAGGGAUUGUCAUCAUUAUUGGAGCAAGCAACACCACUGGGGCUCAAUUACGAUGGUUUUGGUUUGGGUAUUAGAGCUAGUAUGCCAAAGAUGCCUUCAUUUAGGCGCAAGAUCAAAGCUCCAAGCCCACUACCGCAGGAUGAGGACAGUCGACAAUCGGGUCAUGCUGAUAUUGAAACAAUUGAAAGUGAUAGUGAUCUAGAUGUACCACCUGUACAAAAAACAAAGAAACCGAUGACUUCUCUCCCAACCAUUUCUUCCUCGUCUACUACAUCUUCGUCAAUCGAAAGUAGUAGCGAGGAGAUUAGUUCCAGUGAAUCUUCUGAUAGUUCAAAUGAAAGUUCCGAUGAAGAAGCUUGCUUUGAGGAUGAGCAAGAUACAGAUAGCCGAAUGUCCGACAAUAGGCCUUUGGCUUGUAAUAGUGAAGAUCCUGAUAUUUUGAUGGAACUUGCAAUCCAAAGGUCUCUAGACUGUCCUACACCAACUGGCAGAGAAACGCCGGUACCAGAUAUCAAAAUUAAAGAUCAAAAUUCAAACGAAUUUCCGCAAAUUGAUGAUGACAAUCUGAAUAGUUCAUUAUCUUCUUCCAUAAGAUAUGAAAGCAUAAAAGAAGAAGAAAGAAUUUCUGAGAAAUUAUCUGUAGUGGAAGAAAAACCAUUUGAUGUAUGUAGAACCUUAGACAAGGAAGUGAAAGAUACAUCGAAAAUCACCGAAGAUAAGGGAACGCAGAGCGACAUGAAACCGGUGAUAACAACAUCAGCAAUAAAGGAGGAGGUGUUACCGGAUAUACAAAAAAUGGAAAAUUCGGCUGCGGAAGCUCUGAUGACUCUAGCUGGACAUGAUAAUAUUAUACGGCACAAGAGUCCAGGUCCUAUACAACCUAAUAUUAUUAGAGCGCUACAGACAAUGUCAGCAAAAUACAUCAAUGAUGAACCCAUUUUGAAGGAUAAUGAAAAGAUUGAAAUGUUUAGUGAGAUUCCUACAACUGACUCAGAGGAAGAGAGCUUAGAAAUCAGAAGACUAAGGUAUCAAGCGGAGACAGAGCUUCGAUUGAAUGGACAGCGGACACCAAGUUCACCUGGUUCUCAGGCUUCGCAGGUGUAUAUGGAACAUUCGUAUUCGUUGCCACCUGCACAACCUGAGCCGGUGGAACCGGUGAUACGAGUACCACCAGCCUCGAUAAAAGUAAAACAUCCAAAGAUUGUUAAAUUGGCGAAAUCGAAAGAUAAUACUCAUAAAACCGAGAAACAGAAAUCUAAGAAAUAUACAAAAAUACACAGCAAUCAGAAUCAUGUGAGAGAAAAGGAAAAUAUCCGAAAUGAUUAUAUAUACGAUAAGCUUCCUAAACAGGUUCCAGAACCGACUGUCACGUACAAAGAACGAGAUCUUAUGUCAGAAAUGGCUAUUUUGUACGAGUUUUUAACUAGGGGAAUAGACUCAGAGGAUGUAGAAUAUUUGAGAAGAAGUUAUGAGGCUUUAUUAGCGGAUGACACUCAAGGUUACUGGUUGAACGAUACGCACUGGGUUGAUCAUUCGCCGACGGAUGUACCGAGCCCCGCGAAAAAGAGAAAACGAGACGAACUCCGAUUGCAUGCGAGUGGAAGCGCUAGAACGGAAGGAUAUUACAAAGUUGACAUCAGGGAGAAGGCUAAACAUAAACAUCAUUAUGCUCAAAGUAUACAGCGCAGUAAUGAUGUGGAGGACAGCGGCGGCUCUUACAGUGGAGGUGAUGGUGUAAUGAAUGGUCCAAAAAAUAAUUCUAAAGCGUUGACUGGCAAAAUGCAAGCAUUGUCACGCGAGGCACGAAGUAAUCAACGCCGACUAUUAACAGCUUUUGGAAUUGAUACGGACAGUGAUCUCCUUAAGUUUAAUCAAUUAAAGUUCCGUAAAAAGCAAUUGAAGUUUGCUAAAUCUGGUAUUCACGAUUGGGGCUUGUUCGCCAUGGAACCAAUCGCGGCCGAUGAAAUGGUUAUCGAGUAUGUUGGACAAAUGGUUAGACCGGUUGUAGCCGAUCUACGAGAAGCUCAAUACGAGGCCACUGGAAUUGGAAGUUCUUACCUCUUCCGCAUCGAUUUAGAUACAAUUAUCGAUGCGACGAAAUGCGGCAAUUUGGCGAGGUUUAUAAAUCACAGUUGUAAUCCAAAUUGUUAUGCAAAAGUAAUCACGAUCGAAAGCCAAAAGAAAAUCGUAAUCUACAGUAAACAACCGAUAGGAGUUAAUGAAGAAAUUACUUAUGAUUAUAAAUUCCCAUUGGAGGAUGACAAAAUCCCUUGCCUUUGCGGAGCUCCUCAAUGCCGUGGUACCCUCAACUGAAUUGUUCAUUCUUUUUCCUGUCUUCAUACUUCAUCAUACCCUACUCAUAUUUUUGUAAAUAUUUCCCCAUGUAAACAUUUUAUAAAAAUGCAAUGGAAAAUGCUAAAUUAUGUUAAGAUGCGUUCUUCCUACUUUAUUAUGAGACCCUUCUGAUCCAGUAUAUGACUUUGAUAUUUGGAAAAGUGAGAUAAAUGUCUGAAUCAUUACUACAUCUAAUGGUAGAAUUAUAUU